AGCCGCCGCCGCCUCUCCCGGGAGGAACUUUCCUCCUCCUCCUCCUGAUCCCUCUCCUGCUCCAGCUCCUUGCAGCCGCCGCCUUUCCCGGGAGGAACUUUCCUCCUCCUGCUGCUGCUGCUGCUGCUGAUCCCUCUCCUGCUCCAGCUCCUUGCAGCCGCCGCCUUUCCCGGCAGGAACUUUCCUUCUCCUCCUCCUCCUGCUGCCGGUCCUUCUCCUGCUCCAGCUCCUUGCAGCCGCCGCCUUUCCCGGCAGGAACUUUCCAGCUCCUGUUCCAGCUCCUUGCAGCCGCCGCCUCUCCCGGCAGGAACUUUCCAGCUCCAGCUCCUGCUUCAGCUCCAGUUCCAGCUCCUGCUUCAGCUCCAGCUCCAGCUCCAGCUCCUGCUCCUGCUCCUGCUCCAGCUCCAGCUCCAGCUCCAGCUCCAGCUCCAGCUCCAGCUCCUUGCAGCCGCCGCCUCUCCCGGCAGGAACUUUCCUCCUCCUCCUGAGCUCCUCCGGCGCCUCCCCCUUUUUCCCCCUGCUGGAAGUCUCCCCUUCCUCGUCCCUUCCCGACCCCGGGCGGCGGCGGGGAGGGGAUCUGGGCUCGGACUGGCCGGGGCCGGGACGAGCGGAGCCAUGUCGAGCUGAGCGCGGGGCGGGUGGACCGCUCCGCCCCGUCCGUCCUCCUCCAUCCAUCCGUCCUUGUCCGUCCGUCCUCCCCGGUGCUGCAGCCCUCUCCCUCCAGGACCAGAGGUGAGAGGCUCGGGAAUUGCCCAGUGCUCUGCACAUACUAUACAAUGUUAGAUGGAGUUAUGAUUCUUCCUGUACUGAUGAUGAUAGCUUUCCCCUCCCCAAGUGUGGAAGAUGAGGAGCCAAAGUUGAACGCUGUCCUCUACACCUGUGUGUGUGAAGGGCUGUCCUGUGGGAGCCAGCAUCACUGCCAGGGCCAGCAGUGCUUUGUCUCCCUGAGCAUAAACGAUGGCAUCAAAAUCCAUCAGAAAGGCUGCUUCCAAGUCUACGAGCAGAGCAAGAUGACCUGCAGAACGCCGCCCACUCCCGACCAGGCUGUGGAGUGCUGCCAGGGUAACUGGUGCAACAAGAACAUCACGGCCCAGCUGCCCACCAAAGGAAAAUCCUUCCAAGGGGCCUCUUCAUCAUACUACAGCCUGGAAACCAUCGCCAUCGUGUCACUCUGUUCGAUUGUCGUAGUAUGCAUUCUAGGUUUCCUCACCGUGCUGAUGAUUAGAAAAUUCCAGAGGUACAGUGAAGAGCGACUCAACCCCAGAGAUGUGGAGUAUGGCACCAUCGAAGGGCUCAUCACCACAAAUGUCGGCGACAGCACCUUAGCACCAAACAGAUCAGAGCUCUCAAUACAGGAUUUAUUGGACCAUACCUGCACAUCGGGGAGUGGCUCCGGCCUUCCUUUCUUGGUUCAAAGAACCGUGGCGCGACAGAUCACGCUCAUGGAGUGUGUAGGAAAGGGCAGAUAUGGAGAGGUUUGGCGGGGCCAAUGGCAAGGAGAGAACAUCGCAGUGAAAAUAUUUUCUUCCCGCGAUGAAAAAUCCUGGUUCAGAGAAACAGAGUUGUAUAAUACUGUGUUGCUAAGACAUGAGAAUAUCUUGGGUUUCAUUGCCUCAGAUAUGACAUCGAGACAUUCAAGCACCCAGCUCUGGCUGAUUACGCAUUAUCACGAGAUGGGAUCCUUGUAUGACUACCUACAGCUCACGACACUGGACACAGUGAACUGCCUCCGAAUAGUGCUGUCCAUAGCUAGCGGCCUCGCGCAUCUGCACAUAGAAAUAUUUGGUACCCAGGGGAAGCCAGCUAUCUCCCACCGGGACUUAAAGAGCAAAAACAUCCUUGUGAAGAAGAAUGGGCAGUGCUGCAUAGCCGACUUAGGCCUCGCCGUCAUGCACUCCCAGAGCACCAAUCAGCUGGAUGUGGGUAACAACCCCCGCGUGGGAACCAAGCGCUACAUGGCCCCCGAAGUUCUGGACGAAACCAUCCAGGUGGACUGUUUCGACUCCUACAAGAGGGUGGAUAUCUGGGCCUUUGGACUGGUCCUGUGGGAGGUGGCCCGGCGGAUGGUGAGCAAUGGAAUUGUAGAAGAUUACAAGCCUCCUUUCUACGAUGUGGUCCCAAAUGACCCGAGCUUUGAAGAUAUGAGAAAAGUGGUCUGCGUGGAUCAGCAGAGGCCAAACAUUCCCAACAGAUGGUUCUCAGAUCCAACGUUAACCUCUCUGGCCAAGCUGAUGAAAGAGUGCUGGUAUCACAAUCCUUCUGCAAGACUAACAGCCCUGCGAAUCAAAAAGACUUUGACCAAAAUUGAUAAUUCCUUAGAUAAACUGAAAGCUGACUGUUGACAUUUUUGUGGUGCCGUCAAGAUGGAAGGGUGUUUUUUUUGUUUUGUUUUGGGUUUUUUUGGGGGGGGACGGAGGGUGGGGAGGCGGAGGGCGGCAGUCCAGCUUGGAAAUAUGCCGACCUGGUAUACUCAGAACUGAACCCCGCUCCCCCAAAAUGGCUUUGUAGACAUGGUGGAUAUUCUUACCUCGCCAUCUGUGUGGGAGAUGGUGAAACCACCCAGACCUCGCUCAGUGACAAAAAUGGGCAUUUGACAAACUGUUCGUGCUUCAGAGACUUAUGAUGGAUAGACUGUUGCAUAGGUGUUGGUUGGUUGGUUGGUUGGUCUGAAGGAACACAGAGAAAUCCUAAGACAAGAUCUGGGCAUUAUGACAAUGGCUUUGAAUAUCUUUCACAGGUCUCCUAGACACUCUCAGAGUGAACAAGAGGAAGUGAUGCAUUUUAAUCAGCAAUAUUGCCUGUGCUUCUUUUCUUUAUUGCACUAGGAAUUCUUUGCAUUCCUUACUUGCACUGUUACUGUUAGUUUUAAAGACCUGACCUGCCAAAAAAUGACUGGCUGUGUACUCCAUUGAUCUGUGUCUGAAUAAUAGGAAAUCAGGGUGCCGAUUCCUGGGGGGUAGGAGGGGCCACUGCCCCCGCGGGAUUGGUACCAGGAGAGAGUUGAGAGGGUCGGGAGGGCAGAUGGGUGUGGAUGAGCUUUGGCUUUGCCCUCGAGCUUCUGGGGCUGAGCAGGCAGCUGUAACUCGGCAGUCCCAGGUCAGCACUGGGGCUGAGCUGGUUUCCGGGCUCCAGAGCCACUGUGGCGGGUAGUUAAACCCCGUGGGCUGGCCCGCGUGCCAAGCCUGGAGCCACAGUCCUUCGCCCCUGCUUCCAUGCCAUCUGCCGCCACCUGGCUGGUGACUUUCGCUGUGAUGGUAGUGGCUGUGAUGGCACAACGGUGGAGGAUGACUGCUGUGUCUCUCCUCUCUUCCCUCCCUCUCCCUUCCCUACCCUGCUUUCCUCUUUCUCUUUGUUCUCCCUUUCUUUCUCCCUCUUCUUCACUUGACUCCCCUGUUCUCCUCCUCCACCGUCCCAUCUCACCCGCCCUCCAUCCUCUCCUCCCCUUCCCUGGCACCCAAAUAGGAAUUUGAUUUGGCAACCUGAAAAUGUAACUGUCAACCUUAGCCACAUUUUGCAUACGUGCUGAUGUUUACAAUAAUGCUGAACAUUAGGAAUUGUUUAUACAAAACCUUGCAAAUUAUUUAUUACUAGUGCACUGAGCCCAGUUUUCAUGAAACUGACCAGUGCAUAUGUUGAAGCUUAUUUUUAUGUGGUCUCAUGAUUUUAUUACACAAAUGUUUUUGACACUAUAAUCUGAAAUGAAUGUUUUUUCCAUAUUAUCAGUUAGAAUCACAUUUUAAGUGCUUCACAUUUGUAAGUGUGUGGUCUGUAACAUAUUUUUCAGUUCAUACGCAGAACAUAUUAGCCAUUACCCACGUGACACCAGAUAUCUUACUGAUCUAGAAACAUAAAAAGCAAUGAAAGAUUUCAGUAGAAUUAUAGGUCCUGAACGCUGUGGGGAAAAUGCGUUUUCUUCUAAACUACAUUACGUGCAUUUAAACUCUGCCAGAAAAAUAACUAUUUUGUUUUAAUCUACUUUUUGUAUUUAGUAGUUAUUUGUAUAAAUUAAAUAAAAUGUUUUCAACUCAAAUGAAA
Ornithorhynchus anatinus (platypus) is the source of this 4035-nucleotide messenger RNA. It is a transcript of the gene ACVR1, whose product is annotated as activin A receptor type 1. NCBI's taxonomy places the organism in Eukaryota, Metazoa, Chordata, Mammalia, Monotremata, Ornithorhynchidae. The coding region runs from base 777 to 2342 and encodes 521 amino acids. Gene Ontology annotation, biological process: transforming growth factor beta receptor signaling pathway; protein phosphorylation; BMP signaling pathway. Gene Ontology annotation, molecular function: SMAD binding; transforming growth factor beta receptor activity, type I; ATP binding. The record is from RefSeq and is a predicted model, not a curated record. Gene Ontology annotation, cellular component: plasma membrane; BMP receptor complex. The transcript is spliced from 11 exons.